Molecule: messenger RNA, 362 nt
Organism: Cylicostephanus goldi
Lineage: Eukaryota; Metazoa; Nematoda; Chromadorea; Rhabditida; Strongylidae
Source: the annotation of a GenBank genome assembly
AUGGCUACGAACGAACGAAAUGGAGAGUAUCUUCUCAGUAUCAUUGAGAAACACGAUCCAUCUUUAGCCAACAAGGUCCGGCGACAUCUUGAACAUUUCAAAGAACUCGUACGUUUCGAAAUGAAGUUGCGUUGCCUUAUGACUAAAGUGGUUGAACAUAUCCGCAAUGGAGGAGAUCAGACAGAGGCGCUAUUAGAGGAGGCACGACUCCGGCGACGGCUCGCUGACGUAAACUUCCUCCGACUAACCUACACUCGUCGAGAACGGGAUUUAGAGUGUGCCAUGGUAAGGAUUCAUUUCCGUACUUCCUUGAGUUUCCAUUUUCUACUGCGGAAUAUUCCUAGCUUAAAAAAGAUCUGAAG